AUUUGAUAAUGCCCCCAAAAAAAGCAACAAAGAAAAAAACACCAUCUCCAUCACCUCCACCUGCCAAAAGGUCAACAAGAUCAAAAAAAGAAGAUAAAGUUGAUGAUAAGAAAAAGUAUAAAGACAUUAAAUUAAUUAUAGAGAUGUAGUCACAAAAGUCACUAAAGAUGUAUCUAAAUCUAAAGGAAAGGGAAAAGCUAAAUAAAAGACUCCAUCACCUUCACCUCCACCUAAAAAAGCCCCUACAAGAAAGGAUUCAAAGAAAAGUAACAAAAAGUCACCAUCACCCUAACCAAAAAAAGUAGUAAAGAAAUCCCCUUCUCCAGCAAAAAAAGACGAAGAAUAGAAUCUAAAAAAACUUGUAUUUACAGGGAAAGCUCCUGUUGAUGAAUUUGUUUAAAAUAGAGACAAUUAUAUUGUGUAUGAAGAUGCAGCAAAAGUAUAUGACUGUAUGAUGAAUUAAACUAAUAUAAUUGGAUCUAAUAAUAAUAAUAAAUUCUAUGUUGUAUAAUUAUUAAAGAGUAAAUCAUCAGGUAUCUUAUACAAAAUAUAUUAAUUAGAUACAUUUUUUGUAUUUACUAGAUGGGGAAGAGUUGGAUAACCUGGUUAAUAAGCAUUACAACUCUGUGGAGGUAGUCUUGAUACUGCUAAAUCUGCAUAUGAAAGUAAGGUUAGGGAUAAGAGUGUAAAAGGAGAUUAUAGAAUAUUAGAAAAGGAUUAUAGUAUUGAUACAGAUCCUAAGAAUGCUGAAAAAUUAGAGAAAUUAAAAGAGUAGAGAGAAAAAGAAGCUUAUGAAAAGAGUAAGUUACAUUAAAAGAUAAAAGAAUUAGUAAGGUUAAUCUUUGAUAUGAAAAUGAUUAAUAAUUAAAUGAAAGAGUAAUAUAAAUAAUAUAUUAUAUUUUAGAAUAGGUUAUGAUGCUAAGAAAAUGCCAUUAGGUAAAUUAGCAGCUUCAACAAUUAAUAAAGGAUUUGAUGUAUUAAAGAAAAUUUCUGAAGAAUUAAAUAAGAAAACUCCUAAUGUUACAACUUUAUAGACAUUAACAAGUGAAUUUUAUAGUUAAAUUCCACAUGAUUUUGGAAUGUAGAAAGCACCUUUGAUUAAUACACCUUAAAUGGUUAAAUAAAAAUUAGAAAUGUUGGAAUCUAUUUAAUAAAUUUAAGUAGCAACUAAAAUAUUAGAAGAAUAAAAAGAUGAUGAUUCAAAUGUUAUUGAUGAAAAUUUCAAAAAACUUGGAAUUAAUAUGUAAUAUUUAGAACCAACUGAAGAAAAAGUUAAAGUAAUUAAAGAAUUUGUUAAAAAUACUCAUUGUGACACACAUAAAAAUUAUGAUUUAGAUGUACUUGACAUCUUUGAAUUAUAAAAAGAUUAAGAUGAUAAUAGAUUUAAGAAAGAUCUUGGAAAUAGAAUGCUUUUAUGGCAUGGAUCAAGAUUAACAAAUUUUGUUGGUAUUUUAAGUUAAGGAUUAAGAAUUGCUCCACCUGAAGCUCCAGUAACUGGAUAUAUGUUUGGAAAGGUAAUUAUAUUAUUUAAUUUAUUUUAGGGUGUCUAUUUUGCAGAUAUGGUCUCUAAAUCAGCAAAUUAUUGUGCAGUUUCAAGAGAGAAUAAUACAGGAUUGAUUCUUUUAUGUGAUGUAGCAUUAGGAAAUACAAAUGAAAAAUUCUACUCAGAUUACUAUGCUAAUAAUUUACCACCUGGUAAACACAGUACUUGGGGUAGAGGUAAGACAAUGCCACCACCUGCUUAAAAUAUUCCCUUCCCAGGUAUGCCAGAAGUCUAAGUGCCUAUUGGUAAAGGAGCUCCUUCAGGAGUUGCUAAUGUAAAUAUAAAAAAUUUAUAAUUAGACCUCUUUGCUUUACAAUGAAUUUAUUGUCUAUGAUGUUGCUUAAAUUAGAUUAAAAUAUUUAAUAAAAAUGAAAUGGAAUUAUAAAUGA
Molecule: messenger RNA, 1932 nt
Organism: Paramecium primaurelia
Lineage: Eukaryota; Ciliophora; Oligohymenophorea; Peniculida; Parameciidae
Source: the annotation of a GenBank genome assembly